ACGCCCGCGGGUUUAUUCUGUGCCGUUUUCGGUGACGUUCGAUGCGCGCGUGCGCGCAGGACCCUGGCCGUCGUUGAGCGGGAAAAUCGGUGCAAAAUGUCGCACGAAAACGGAACCGACGGCGCCGCGACGCCCGAGAGUCGAGUCGAGUGCGACGAUAAAGCGGAACGAAAUCCUCGACCGGUCGAGGACGCUCGGGUGGGAUCGGACGAUCCGAACGUGAACGAGGAAACAGCAAGUCGAAACAGUGGCGGAACGAGCGUAACCCAAACAUUGGAUCUAAUUAAAGAUCAACAAAUCGCGAAAAAGACGAUCCAGUCGCGUUCGAUAGGCGUCGGGACGCAUUGUGACGCUGAAAAAAAGCCUUCUUGUAGUAAUAAUAAACCGGUGGUGGACGAACAGUUGGCAGCCAGAAGAAGAUCACUGGUACCGAUGAGCAGCAUGGAAGAGGAGAACCUGAGGGAAAGGCUGCGUAUGGCGCAUUUGAGGGGAUGCCAGGAGAUCGUGGCUCAGGAGCAAAAGUUCACGAGGGAGGGUUUCAGGAGAUUGUUCCAGUCCAAGGAUUUAUUGGAGCAACUAUUCAAGCUGUUCGACCAAGACAGGGCGCAGAGUUUACCGCAAGAGAACUGGAUAGAAUUCCUCAAGCAGAGACUCACAAAUGAAAAACAAAUAGACUUUGCGGAACAGCUGGAAAGUGUGGCGUUUUGCCUUUGCGGAGAUGAACCGAUCAGAGUGCCACAAUUCUAUCAAAUAUUUAACGCUAAAGGGAUAAUAGAUAAACUCUUUCGUCUAAUCGACGAGAACAACUUGGGCACCGUCACUUCCGAAGAAAUAAUGGAAUUUUUGGCUACAAUUACUAACCAACGACCCAGGACUGGUUUCGACAAAGGUAGCAUAGACAGACUCGAGCAGUUAUUUCGGCAGACCGUUGGCAAUGAGAAGGAAAUCAGGAGGGAGGAGUUUCAGAAAAUCGUCAUUUCCAAAAACCCAUUCUUCACCGAGAGGGUUUUCCAAAUAUUCGACAAGGACAAUUCAGGGUCCAUUUCGUUGCAAGAAUUCCUCGACUCGAUGCAUCAGUUCGCCGGUCAAACUCCCGACGAUAAAAUAAGAUUUUUAUUCAAAGUAUACGAUUUGGAUGGUGACGGUUUGAUUCAACACAGAGAACUACAGCACGUGAUGCGCGCGUGUAUGGAAGAAAACGGAAUGCAGUUUAGCGAAGAACAGAUCGAAGAUCUGACGGUGGCGAUGUUUGAAGACGCCGACACUAACAGCAGGGGCGCAAUCACUUACGAGGCGCUGAAAAGUCAACUGGAAAAGCACGGAGGAUUAUUGGAAAAUCUAUCAAUCAGUAUAGACCGGUGGUUGGUACCGCCACCACCGAAGUCGUCGUCCGGCUCACUGUUUCGCAGAAUAGUAUCCUACAGGCCGUACUACCUUACCGUUCCAUAUAUAAAAAACAACUACGUAUACUUACUAUUUCUGAGCGCGUUUCUACUAACAAACGUCGCCCUGUUUAUAUCAAGAGCCGUUCAGUACCGCAAAAGCAACUGGUUCACCAUCUUCGCCAGGGCAUGCGGCCAAUGCCUGAACUUCGACUGCAUGUUCAUCCUCGUUCUAAUGCUGCGACGAUGCAUAACGUUCUUAAGAACUCGCGGAUACGGCUCGGUACUACCCUUGGAUCAACACAUCUACUUCCACAAGUUAACCGGAUGGUUGAUAUUCGCGUUCAGCUUGUGGCACUCUAUAAUGCAUACAUUUAACUUUAGUUUGAUAGUGAUCCACGACCCCGUACUAAACAAAAUGAAUUUUACUACUGGCGAAUGGCUUUUUACUAGCAAACCCGGACUCUUCGGUCUAGUACCUGGAUGGGCUAAUCCCACAGGAGUAGCCCUGUUUGUGAUACUCUUGGUAAUGUUUAUCUGUUCCCAAGCUUUCGUACGAAGAGGCGGUUGUUUUGAAAUCUUUUAUUGGACCCAUCUGAUGUACAUCCCGUUUUGGGUGUUGCUUGUAUUGCACGGUCCCAAUUUCUGGAAAUGGUUUACAUUUAUCGGCUUGGUUUACCUAGUGGAACGCGUGUUUCGCGUCGAGUCCACCAUGUCCAAGCGCGGGAAAAGUUACAUCAGCUCGGGACUACUCUUGCCCUCCAAAGUAACUCACUUGGUGAUCAAGAGGCCCAAAGAGUUCGAUUUUCAUCCGGGCGACUACGUAUUCGUUAACAUCCCAGCCAUUGCCAAGUACGAGUGGCAUCCGUUUACCAUCAGUAGCGCUCCAGAGCAGGAAGAUUACAUGUGGCUCCACAUCAGAGGAGUGGGUCAAUGGACCAAUCGCCUCUACGAGUAUUUCGAGAAGGAACAAGAAAAGCUUCACAAUGGCGAAGUAUCGCCCGUCAAGCAACACUGUCACAAAGGGAACGUUCCCAACGGAACGCCGCACUCCACCAACAACCAGACUACCUUCAAGCAGAUCCAAGCGACCGUCACCAGGAGCUGGUCUAGAAGAGAUGCGAACAAAAAAUCUGGAGUGCAGCUUGUCGGGUUCUCCAACGAGACCUUUGAGAAGGAGACCCAAAAGUCUCCGCAAUCGGAGACCGAUUUUGGAAGGCCAUCGUGUAGCACCUCCGAUAUCGCCAGUAGAUCGCGCAAAAUGUCUCCCGAGAAUCGACUGCAGAGGUUGUUGUUCGCAAAGAGGGCGCCACUGGAGAAAUCGUUGUCCAUGCCGGAUAUGCAGAACCACGCCAAGAAGAGAGAACGAAUUUUGGCGUUGAGGGAGUAUAUGAGAUCAGAGUCGGAGAAGAGCUUCGAUCAGUGUCAGAUGAGGAAGGCGCGUUUGAAGUCGUUGGGUUUGGCCUAUCUGAGCCCUCAGAACAAGAGCCUGGCGCAGAGUUUCCGAUACAUGAGGAACAAGCCGACCAUUAUUGCGUUCAAGACACCCAGCUUGGAGAACUGCGAGAAGAGGGAUUCGACCAAUUCGUUUGAAACUAAUGGUCGACCAAUUAGUUAUCAGUCCCCGGAAAGACGAGCCGAGGAGGGCCUUGCAUUGCAACUAUGCAACUUGUCACCUGCGUCGUCACAUCUAAAACCCGUAAACUAUCCCGUGGGUAAACCUUUGGAGAGUUCGAGAAGGAAAUACUUCCUGGACUAUGGUGAAAACGAACUUAAAGUCAGAUUGUCUGACAGCGACGGGACCGAGAUUUACAUCGACGGGCCAUAUGGGGCUCCGUCCAGCCACAUCUUCAGAGCCCAACAUGCGGUUCUUAUAGCCACCGGAAUAGGAGUGACGCCAUUCGCUUCGAUACUCCAAUCCAUCAUGCACAGGUACUGGAAAGCUAGGCACACUUGUCCGAGAUGUAAAUUCUCCUGGGCCAGCGAUAUUCCCGCCUCAAUUAUGAACCUAAGAAAGGUCGACUUUUUCUGGAUCAACAGAGAUCAGCGCACGUUCGAAUGGUUCGUCAAUUUGCUGUCGCAGCUGGAAAUAGAACAGGCCGAACUAGGUGGAGCGAUGGAGAGGUUUCUGGAAAUGCACAUGUACAUCACCAGCGCGCUCCAGAAAACCGACAUGAAGGCUGUCGGAUUGCAAUUGGCGCUGGACUUGCUGCACGAGAAGGAGAAACGAGACUUGAUUACGGGUUUGAAAACAAGGACCAAUGCCGGCAGACCGAACUGGGACAAAGUUUUUAAGCAAAUAGCCGAUCAGAAGAAGGGGAAAGUCACGAUAUUCUACUGCGGUCCUCCUCAGCUGGGAAGGAUUUUGAGGGUUAAGUGCGAUCAGUACGGCUUCAGUUUCAGAAAGGAAAGUUUUUAGAGCCUACCUAGUCAACCGCUGGAAUCCUACGCGAAAUGAUUGAAUUAUUUGUUUUAUAUGUUUAUAACUAUUUUUUUAUUGCCAUCGGUUUUAAUUUUAGAUGGAUAAUUAUGGUUUUGUAAAUCUUUUUGUACAGUUAGUGAAAGUUAAUUGGUAUUGUAAAACAUUGUAUAUAAUUUAUUAUUCGUUUGUUUUGUAUAUACAUUUACA
This is a messenger RNA of Cylas formicarius (sweet potato weevil), 4011 nucleotides long. RefSeq names its product NADPH oxidase 5. The transcript is spliced from 20 exons. Gene Ontology annotation, molecular function: calcium ion binding; superoxide-generating NAD(P)H oxidase activity. NCBI's taxonomy places the organism in Eukaryota, Metazoa, Arthropoda, Insecta, Coleoptera, Brentidae. Gene Ontology annotation, biological process: defense response; superoxide anion generation. The coding region runs from base 97 to 3801 and encodes 1234 amino acids. Gene Ontology annotation, cellular component: NADPH oxidase complex; plasma membrane. The record is from RefSeq and is a predicted model, not a curated record.